AUGGCUGCAGGUCCCUCCUCUUCGGGGGAGGGGGUGCCGCCUUCUGCUAUGCCUCACGAGGGAGGUCGUAUGUCCUUUGCAGAUGUAGUAUCCGCGAAGCCUAGUUUGGGUUUCCAUGCAAAAUCUUUUGCGUCUCUUUCCUCGACACCCAUGGGUUCACGGGUACAGGCUGCUGUCUCUACUCAUAGAGGUGAGCCAGCCGUGACCUUCUCUAUGGAGGAUAUCAUGCGCAUGGCCUCGCUGUUUCAAUAUGCGCUGGACGAAUUCUCGCUGGGGUUGCUGGACGGCAGGCACAUUUUGAUUUGGUUGUCAAGCGAGGCAGACUACUACCGAGUAUGGGCUAGAAAUAUUUGGUACAUUCAUGAGGUCCCUAUAAGGGUGUUUAAAUGGUCAAUCGAUUUUCAUGUUGAUAGAGAGACGCCUGUUGUUCCGGUUUGGUUUUCACUGCCGAAGCUUCCAGUGCACCUAUUUCAUAAAGAGUGCUUAUUCCCCAUUGUCUCGUGCUUGGGCAGGCCGCUCUGCGUAGAUGCUACGACUGCGAAGGGGACGCGUCCGAAUGUAGCUAGAGUCUAUAUAGAGGUGGAUUUGAUGAAGGAUCUGCUGAGCAGAGUUUGGAUUGCCUUCGGCGAUAGGUUGGGUUUCUGGCAGGAGCUCAUUCCAGAGAAUCUGCCUAGCUACUGCGGGCAUUGUUUUCACCAAGGGCACACCGUGGAAGAGUGUAGGGUGAAGAACCCAGGCCUGAGGGUGGAACAGUCGCGUCGACACCAGCGGGGGGUGGCGCUGCAGACGAAGGAGGGGCUGGUGCCGGCUCGGUUAGAGGGGAAGGUCGGUGAGGGCCACCUGCGGCCAAGCUGCGUCCAGGAGGGAAGGAAGGAUGGGCUUGAAGGUGUAACCAAGUAG
Coffea eugenioides is the source of this 900-nucleotide messenger RNA. RefSeq lists its product as uncharacterized. Lineage: Eukaryota; Viridiplantae; Streptophyta; Magnoliopsida; Gentianales; Rubiaceae. The transcript is spliced from 2 exons. Bases 1 to 900 code for a protein of 299 amino acids. The record is from RefSeq and is a predicted model, not a curated record.